CAUGCCCGCCGUCUUCGCGCCGCCGCCGCCGCAGCGACCGCCACUUCCUCCAGCCCGGGAACGCCGAGGGCCGCAGCUCCGUCGCCCUGGGCCCGCCUCCCUAGCUCCGGGCCCGGCCCCCGCUCUCCGCUUCCGGCUUCCGCCGCCAAGGCCGCGCCCGCUGAUUGGCCACGCUCAGCCGAUGCCCCCCCAAAAGGGGGCGGGCGCGUUCAGGACGCUCCCAGCCCACUCGCCAACUCUUAAAGGGAUACGCCAAACCGAGGCCUCGGCCCUACGCAGCGAACACAAGUUUGGGAUUUGGGAGGGGUUAUUUUGUGUACUUUUUUUUCCUCUUUGCCUUUGUUCUGGACUCGGGAAAGAUUGGACUGGAUCGCCUGGCUUCUCAAGUUUGCAGACUGCGCAGCGCGUAACAGUGAACCGGGCUUGUAAUACAUUACGUGAGAGCAGAUAUUUUAAAGCCAGGGGUGGGUUUGGGGAGGACGAGGAGGGAGGACCGCAGACAUCUAUCCCUGCAGCUACAGGAGUGGGGUCUUGUGGGGGUUUUUCUUGUUUUGUUUUGUUUUGGUCCAGAGAGUCAGAAAGGCAAAGAAUAAAAAUACAAGUGUCGGUGAGUCACGGACACCUCGACAACCCGUUUGUCUUCCUGGGAUGUUCUAAAGUGGCAUGAUUCCAGAAUUACCUCGGGAAAACAGAUUUGGGAUGAGCCUCAGCCUCUGCCUCUUUUGCCUGGGUCUUUGUUCUGCCUGAAGAGAGCGCAGGCACGCAAAAAC
Messenger RNA from Nyctereutes procyonoides (raccoon dog), 770 nucleotides. RefSeq lists its product as uncharacterized. Bases 2 to 667 code for a protein of 221 amino acids. The transcript has 2 exons. The record is from RefSeq and is a predicted model, not a curated record. Lineage: Eukaryota; Metazoa; Chordata; Mammalia; Carnivora; Canidae.